Molecule: messenger RNA, 1031 nt
Organism: Entrophospora candida
Lineage: Eukaryota; Fungi; Glomeromycota; Glomeromycetes; Entrophosporales; Entrophosporaceae
Source: the annotation of a GenBank genome assembly
GCAAUAAUCUUGUAAAAAAAACUGAGAGUAAUAAGAAAUUAAGAGCUUGGGAGGAUGAUCCGGAAGAAGAAAUUCCUUUUGAUGAUAGUGAGAUUACAAUGGCAGAAUUGUGUAAUAAGGAUAUGAAAAGAGGAAGAAAAUCAAAAACUUUCAAAGAAUUGGAGCUCAAAAAAUAUCAAAAUUCACAACAAAAACGAGCAAUAAAAUCAAAGAAAAAAAACUCUUCAAAAGAUGAAGAUAUUCCUGAACAAAAUACUGAAAGUAUCACAAUAGACUUAAUUGACACUGAUUUACAAAUUGGUGAUGAUAAUGAUGAUAACAAUAAUGAACAGAAUCAACAACAACAACCACUAGACGAGCCAAUUAAUAAUUUGGUAAGAAAUAGCGAUUCUAUCAAGGAUAAAAAUGAUUCAUCAGAAAUUGAUCAAGUUGAUAUUGAACAUUUAGAUCAAAGUGAAAAUAAUUAUGAGGAGAAUCAAGAAGAUGGAGAAGAGGUGAUGGAAAUAAAUACGAUCGAAGAACAUUAUGAAGAUGAAGAAAUACAUGAUGAUGAUGAAUUUUCAACAAAUUUAAGAGAAUUCUAUAAAGAUAAUGAAGAAUAUUAUAAUGGCGAGGUGGAAUCUAUAGGAAACGAAUCAAUACUUUUAAAACGUCGCACAUUUGAUCAACGUAAUAGUAAAUUUGGAAUGAAUGAUGAUGGACAGUACACUAUUCGUGAAACUCGCCAACCGAUUCGAAGAAAUCCUGUUAGUGAUGAAGGAUUGGAACUUAUAGAAGAAGAUAAUUUUUCACAUUUGGUAAAUUCAGCUACAUAUUCCAAACAUCCAAGAAGAAUUGAAAGAUGGUCUCAAGAAGACACAGAUUUGUUUUUCAAGGCAUUAUCACUAUGGGGAACAGAUUUUGAAAUAAUUUCAAAGAAAACAUUUUGUGGUAGAAAGACUCGUGACCAGAUUAAAAACAAAUAUAAAAGAGAACGAAAGAAUAAUUUAACCAAAGUUAAUACAGCUUUAGAUACUCGUAUUAUUGGUUAG